Messenger RNA from Saccostrea echinata, 2082 nucleotides. RefSeq names its product ubiquitin carboxyl-terminal hydrolase 39-like. Gene Ontology annotation, biological process: spliceosomal complex assembly; mRNA processing; protein deubiquitination. Bases 25 to 1929 code for a protein of 634 amino acids. Gene Ontology annotation, molecular function: cysteine-type deubiquitinase activity; zinc ion binding. The record is from RefSeq and is a predicted model, not a curated record. The transcript is spliced from 14 exons. Lineage: Eukaryota; Metazoa; Mollusca; Bivalvia; Ostreida; Ostreidae.
CGUUUUUCACACAAGAAGCAAAGUAUGGCGGAAAAUGAGGACUCGAACGACCGAAAUACGACAGAUAAUCCGAUAAAAGGCAUUCUGAAACGAAAAAAGAAAGAAGAGGAAAGUGCAGAAAAUCCUGUGAAGUCAAUUUUGAAAAAAUCUAGAACUUCAAGUGAAGGUGACAGGGAGACAUCUACUCCACAACCCCGUAGUAUUCUGAAAAAGAGGUCUGACAAUGCCGGCGAUACCUCGUUAGAACAAAAGAGCACAGAAGACGAAGAAAAGAGCAAAGUCUUGCCAGUAAAAGUUAAAGUGGAAAAAGAUUUUCAUGAACCUGCAAAAUCACCAAAAAAGUCCCUUGAAGGGAAACAACUGAAGAGUAAAGUCAAGGCUGAAAAGACAUCACCCCCAUCAGCCCCACUGAAUGUUGAUCUCUACAAUGAGGACGACGACGAUUAUGAAGCUGUUCAGGAUCCUAAAGUUGACAGAAGUCGGUCCUGUCCUUAUCUUGAUACAAUCAACAGAUCUGUCCUAGACUUUGAUUUUGAGAAACUUUGUUCUGUGUCACUCUCUCACAUUAAUGUGUAUGCCUGUCUAGUGUGUGGGAAGUACUUUCAAGGUCGUGGAAAACUCUCUCACGCCUACACUCACAGUGUUCAGGAAAGUCAUCAUGUAUUUUUAAACUUAUUGACCCAGAAAUUUUACUGCCUGCCAGACAACUACCAGAUCAUUGAUUCUUCUCUGGAUGACAUCAUUUAUGUGUUGAAUCCCACAUUUAGUGAUGAACACAUUGCAUCUCUAGACUCCAGCAGUAAGCUUUCUAGAGCAUAUGAUGGCACAACAUACCUACCAGGUAUUGUGGGUUUGAACAACAUCAAGGAAAAUGACUAUUGUAAUGUCAUUUUACAGGCUUUGUCACAUGUUACACCCCUUAGAAAUUUCUUUUUACAAGAAGAAAAUUACAAGAAAAUCAAGAGGCCUCCAGGGGAUCAGAUGGUUUUACUUGUUCAGAGGUUUGGAGAACUCCUUAGAAAACUCUGGAAUCCCAGAAAUUUUAAGGCUCAUGUCAGUCCACAUGAGAUGUUGCAGGCAGUUGUCCUCUGUAGUAAAAAGAAGUUCCAGAUCACGGAGCAGGGUGAUGCACUGGAGUUUAUGUCCUGGUUUCUGAAUGCUCUUCACUUGGCCAUGAAUGGAACCAGAAAACUAAACAGCACCAUUGUGAACAAAACUUUUCGAGGAAAAAUGAAAGUGUUCACAAGAAAAGUUCUGCCCAUUGAUUUGAAAGAAGAAGAGAAAAAGAAACUUCUUAUGACAGAUGAAUAUCUAGAACAUGUGGAGGAGAUUCCUUGGUUGUACUUGACCUGUGACCUUCCACCUCCGCCCCUUUACCCUGAUGAACUUCAGGAAAACAUCAUCCCUCAGAUCCCAUUUGCUACACUUCUCACCAAAUUUAAUGGUGUAUCAGAGAAGGAGUAUAAGACCCACAAGGAUUCACAGCUGAAGCGAUUCCAGAUCACAAGAUUACCAAACUUUGUCAUCAUUUUUAUUAAGAGAUUUACCAAGAAUUACUUCAUCAAAGAAAAAAAUCCUACCAUUGUCAACUUUCCUAUCAAAAACAUUGAUUUUGGAGAUUUAUUAGCCCCAGAACACAGAGUUUUACACAAAAACACUACGUAUGAUCUCAUGGCCAACAUUGUACAUGAUGGAGAGCCAGAAAGAGGAAAAGGAACCUACAGGGUCCAUGUCCUACACAAGGGUACUCAGAAGUGGUAUGAGAUGCAGGACCUUCAUGUAACAGACAUUCUUCCUCAAAUGAUUCCUCUAUCAGAGAGUUAUAUACAGAUAUUUGAAUUGAGGAGGGAUAUACCUAACCCAGUAUAUGGUAAGAAUCCAGAGGAAAUGGUAGCACAAGAACCAGAAUCCAUGGAGCUGGACAAGUGAGGCUGGACAUCGUUAAAAAUAGGAGAGACUAAAGGAUGUCGAGUGUCUGUCACAGAAGAAUUAAAGAUCAGUUCUGUAUUUUAACUGUAGGAUAAUAAAUUAUCACCUAUGUACUUUUUCAUUCAAAGUACAAAAUAAAACAUUUAAACCAUA